AUGGCGGACAUCCGUGAUGAACCGCUGACCUUCCCCGAAAAGGACGAGCUCGCCCAUACCAAGUCCAACAAUGUCACGAUCGCAAAUGCCAAACUCGCCACCGAGAAGGAACACAAGAUGACCCUCCUGCAGGGCAUCAAGUUGUAUCCUAAGGCCGUCUUCUGGAGUGUCCUCAUCUCGACCUGUAUCGCAAUGGAAGGCUACGACGUCUGUCUUCUCGGUGCCUUCUACGGUCACCCCAAAUUUAAUGAAAAAUAUGGUGUACAAUUGGCCGAUGGAUCAUACCAGGUGCCUGCUCCAUGGCAAGCAGGGCUCAGCAACGGUGCCAAUGUUGGAGAGAUCAUCGGUCUUUUCAUCAACGGUUUCGUCUCUGAGCGCUUCGGCUACCGCUACACUGUGAUGACUUGUCUUGUCUUCAUUGCAGCUAUCACUGCUGUCUUCUUUACUGCGCAAAACGUCCAGACUUUGUUGGUCGCCGAGAUCCUGUGCGGUAUUCCAUGGGGUAUUUUCCAAACCCUCACCGUUACCUACGCUUCUGAAGUCUGCCCCGUCGCUCUUCGUGGAUACCUUACAACAUACGUCAACUUCUGCUGGGGCAUGGGUCAGGCUAUUGGUAUCGGAGUUGUGAAGUCUCUGCUGCACCGCAACGAUCAAUGGGCAUACCGCAUUCCCUACGCCUUGCAGUGGAUGUGGCCUAUUCCUCUUCUUAUCGGCAUUACCUUUGCUCCCGAGAGUCCUUGGUGGCUGGUCAGAAAAGGCAGAGUCGAGGACGCCAAGAAAGCCCUCCUUCGCCUUACCAGUGUGAACCGUGAAACCGAUUUCGACGCAGAUGAGACUAUUGACAUGAUGGUGCACACUACCAAGCUCGAGGAGAAGAUCACCUCUGGCGCCAGCUACUGGGACUGCUUCAAGGGAACAGAUCUUCGCCGUACCGAGAUUGUCUGCAUGGUCUGGGCUAUUCAGAACCUUAGCGGUAACUCCUUCUCCGGAUACUCGACUUACUUCCUUGAGCAAGCUGGUCUUGAUCCUGGCAAGGCUAUGGAUUUCGCAAUCGGACAAUACGGCAUCAACAUGGCUGGUGUGUUCGGUGCUUGGUUCCUCAUGAGCGUCGGAAUUGGCCGCAGAACUCUCUACUUGGUUGGUCUUUGCGGUCUCUUCACCAUGCUUCUCAUCAUGGGUUUCCUCGGACUCGUGCCCCACGCUCACAAGGACGCUGCAUCUCUUGCUACCGGCUCAAUGAUGUUGAUCUGGGCCCUGUGCUACCAAUUGUCAGUUGGUACUGUCUGCUAUUCGCUCGUCGCCGAAAUCUCGACCCGUCGCUUGCAAAUCAAGACUAUUGUUCUUGGUCGCAACCUUUACAACAUUGUUGGCAUUGUUUGCAGUGUUUUGACCCCUUACAUGCUCAACCCAAGCGCAUGGAACUGGGGCAACUAUGCUGGUUUCUUCUGGGCAGGCAGCUGCUUCCUGUGCAUCAUCUACACCUACUUCCGUGUACCUGAGCCCAGCGGUCGCACUUUCGCCGAGCUUGACUUGCUUUUCGAGAAGAAGAUCAGCGCGAGAAAGUUCUCCAAGACCCAAGUCGACGUCUUCGCCGACAGUCUAGAAGAGAAGGUUGAAAUUCACCACAACGAGAAAGUUGAUGUUUGA
Molecule: messenger RNA, 1647 nt
Organism: Aureobasidium melanogenum CBS 110374
Lineage: Eukaryota; Fungi; Ascomycota; Dothideomycetes; Dothideales; Saccotheciaceae
Product: sugar transporter family protein
Exons: 2
Coding region: 1-1647 (548 amino acids)
Biological process (GO): carbohydrate transport; transmembrane transport
Cellular component (GO): membrane
Molecular function (GO): carbohydrate:proton symporter activity
Source: RefSeq, a predicted model, not a curated record